AUGGAAGCCGAGCCCAGCUACCUUGCUUCCCGGGCGAUGAUGGAUGGGGGAGCAGAUGAUUUCUGCAUCAAGCCCGUAGCAGAGCCGCACGGCGACCAGAUCCCUAGCGCUCGAUAUAUCGAUCUGUUCGAGCUUGUAGUUUGGCCAGGUGGAGAGGGAAAUGGAGCUGUGCCGCCACCACCGCUGUAUCAGAUUCCGCCAGCGGUUGUAGUGCGGACGGAGCCAUCCAGAUCCUGGCCGUCUCAGACGACGGAGCCAUUCAGACCCCGACCAUCUCAACGGGCAGAGCGGACGGAGCCAUCCAGACCCGGGCUGUUAGCGGACGGAGCCAUCCAGACCCCGGCUAUCUCAGCAAAGCAACCCACGGCCGUCGUCAGGAAUUGGAAGAAGAGAUUCAGAGGCGUGUCUGGACCUGAUGAAAGGAUUAUACCGAGCAAAAGCAACUAUCUGCAAGUCUGUAUCGCAAGAGCAACCGAUAACAGCAAUAACAAUCUAUUUGCCCCGGUUAAAGGUUUUACAUUUGACUCGUGUAAAGAAGCAUAUGAGAUGUACAAUAUUUUUUCAUGGGAGAACGGUUUUGGGAUCCGGCAUGGCAAGACCAGGAUAAAUGAGGCGAAGUACAAAACUAUGCAUGAGAUAGUAUGCCAAUGCCAUGUACGUAUUAUUCGUAGCUUUUUCAACUGACUUUUAGCUGAUUCAUUU
Molecule: messenger RNA, 702 nt
Organism: Aegilops tauschii subsp. strangulata
Lineage: Eukaryota; Viridiplantae; Streptophyta; Magnoliopsida; Poales; Poaceae
Source: RefSeq, a predicted model, not a curated record